UUUCAUUUUACCAACUUGUAGGGAAAAUGGGGGACUCACCAGACUUCUUACCGAAGGGUUGGAUUAUGGAAACCAGACCGAAACAAAAUGGUACUACAUAUAAGGUUUAUAUUGCUCCAUCCUCCGGGUUGAAGUUCCAGUCCAAGAAAAAAGUGUUUGAGUAUCUUAACAAUGAAGAGCUCAGCAAAAGAUCAAGUUCAAGUAAAAGCGGCGCUGCAAGCAAACUUGCGAGGAAAACAGAGGAAUCACCUGAUUACUUACCAAAAGGUUGGAUAGUGGAAACCAGACCGAAACAAAAUGGUGAUACAUAUAAGCGGUACAUUGCUCCAUCCGGGCAGAAGUUCAAUGCCAGGAAAAAAGUGUUUGAGUUUCUCAACAUUGAAGAUCCCAGCAACAGCUCAAGAUCAAGUGAAAGAGGCUCUGAUGUGUCCACAAGCCAAAAUAAGUACUCAUCAGCUCCAUCAGUUGAAACUUGAGCAGAAGCAACAAUUCUUCUUAGAGGCCUUGGUGCAACGGGACCAAUAGUUGCAUAUUGCAUUCUUAAAUUGAUAUUUUCAACUAGUCUGCUACCCUGAGAAGACAUAGUACAACACUGUGUUUUGAGAAGAUAAGAUUGCCUCACAAGGUUUAUAUGGGAUUUAGGGUUUAUGAUGUAUUCUGGAUACCUAAUGGGGUUAUAAAACCUUUGUGAUAUACGGAAAUAUUUUUGUUACCAUAUUUGGUUGUUAUACUGCUGAUUUUCCGUUUUGACUAAAUUGACAAUAUUUUUGAA
Molecule: messenger RNA, 772 nt
Organism: Papaver somniferum (opium poppy)
Lineage: Eukaryota; Viridiplantae; Streptophyta; Magnoliopsida; Ranunculales; Papaveraceae
Exons: 5
Coding region: 27-476 (149 amino acids)
Molecular function (GO): DNA binding
Source: RefSeq, a predicted model, not a curated record